GACAGCUUAUAUAUACAGCAUCAUAGACUGGCGCCAGCAGCACCGCAGCAGCAUCUCCGAUGACCGCCCUCACGUCCGCAGACAAGGACAAGAUCAAACGGGUCGUCCCGAAGUCGUCGAACAAGAUCAUCGACGCCGCCAUCGUGAGGCUCUAUGUGAACUACCCAAGCCUCGAGGAAUGGACGUGGACGGGGCUCACGGGAGCCGUUGUCCUCGUGGACGACCUCAUUGGACAUACCUUUUUUUUCAAGCUGGUCGACGUCAUCGGCAACCAGGGAGUGCUGUGGGACCAGGAGCUCUGGGUCGACUUCCAGUACUCGCAGGACCGACUCUUCUUCCACAGCUUUGAGAUCGAGGACUUUUCCGUGGGGUUUCUCUUUGAGGACAAGUCCGAGGCCCAGCACUUUUUCAAACGGGUCCAGAGCCGCCACAAACACGCCUCCAAACUCACCGUGCAGAACAACAACGCCGUGGAGGCUCGCAAGAGGCCCGAGGAAACCUCCACCAGAGGGUACCGGGGACAGGAAUCGGUUGCCGACGGAGUCACGAACGGUGGCAUUGUCAACGAACAGAGAAUGAGACGCUCCAAGGGUGUCCUCUACUACGAGAAUGAGCCUCCGCCGGAAUGGCGGUCCUUCUACAAGGAGCUCGAGAACAUGGGCAUCUCCGAAGACAUGAUUGCUGAAAACAGAGAGUUCAUCAAAGAUUACAUCGCCAAACAAGGCGGGCCCUUGGUUGGCCUCGAGCCGCCAAUUCCAAGACGCUACCAGAACCAAAUCAGAGAUGGCGGCAGCGGCAGCGGCAAUGGCACCCUCAAAGCCUCGAGAUCCAUCUCCCAAUCACUCCGUUCCAGAUCAAACACAGUAAACUCUGGAAACUCGGAAAGGAAAAAGAAGGCUCCUCCGCCCCCACCUCCCCCAGGAUCCGCCUCGUCAACGGGCACAAGCUCGGCUACAGCUUCUACCCCUCCACCGCCUCCUUACUCCAACACAAACGAUGUCUUCCUGUCUCCGAGCCGGCAGGAUUCUUACCCCGAUAUGGAGGAGAUAAUAGAGCAGGAGACAACUACUCCAGCAUCACCUCCACCAGCACCAGCACAGAGUUUCUCCUCUGCAUCGGAGCCACGUCGGGUUCAUAACGUUCCACCACCAAUGACGUUUCCUUCGCAAUCACAGUCCCCAAUGCAGGCGUCCUCAGCUCCGUCCGGUCCGGGUCUGCCUCCUCGCCUGGCUCCACCCACAGCAGCCAGGCCUAUACCUUCCCCUCCUCCACGGAAUGGAGUCCCGCCGGCGCCCCCGGCCAGAGGCAACAGGUGCUGUUCCACCCCGCCACCUGCCAGGAACCCGAAUGCUCCCGCUCCUCCUCCUUCCAGAAGAGGCCCGGCUCCUCCUCCGCCGCCCUCAAGGCACACCAAUGCCAAUGUUGCUCCACCAGCUCUGCCUCCGGGACACCCGGGUUACAACCCAUAUGGGCAGCAGCAACAGCAGCAAUCACCUCCACAACAAUACCAGCAGUAUCAUCAACAACCUCCUGCGCAGGCUCAAGCUCCUCCGCAAUUACCACCACAGGCUCAGGAAGGUCCGCCUCCGCCUCCUCCACCGCCAAUGUCCUCAUUCACAAACCCUCCACUGCCUUCCAGCAACUCCUCAGCUCCCCCACCACCACCUCCUCCACCUCCGGGAUUCCCCGCAAUGGCUGACACAGCACCACCUCGUGUCGAAACCACUGGAAACGGCGAUAGAGAUGCUUUACUUGCAUCCAUCCGUGGAGCCGGUAUUGGUAAACUUAAAAAAGUGGACAAAAGCCAGCUCGAAAAACCAAGUGUAUUGUUGCAAGAGGCCCGAGGUGAGCCCGUAUCCAUUCCUGCGGUAGCAUCAGCCCCUGGCGGUGCUCCCGGCCAACCUGCAAGUUUGGCAGAUGCUUUGGCGGCUGCUCUAAGCACCAGAAAAUCUAAGGUCGCCGCUUCCGACGAUGAAAGUGAUGGUGACUGGUGAUAAUGACAAUUCUGACAAGUAUUUAUAUCAAUACAAAGUGUAUAAUUAUCCUCUUACAUAGUCAAUCCGACUAAUCUUGUAAACUCUCUCCGUUC
Messenger RNA from Pichia membranifaciens NRRL Y-2026, 2089 nucleotides. RefSeq lists its product as hypothetical. The record is from RefSeq and is a predicted model, not a curated record. The coding region runs from base 60 to 1994 and encodes 644 amino acids. Gene Ontology annotation, molecular function: actin binding. Lineage: Eukaryota; Fungi; Ascomycota; Pichiomycetes; Pichiales; Pichiaceae. The transcript has 2 exons.